AAAUGGCGGCCCCAGUGGCUUGCUAGCAUGAACUCACUUCUCUAUAACAUCAUACUGGAAAUAUUGUGUGUUAUCUUCCCGUCAAAUAUCGCUGUAUUUCUGGACGGCAGAGUGUGUAGAAGGUGGCGCCGUAUUGUCCAAGACAACUCCCUGUGGCGCCAUGUUGAUCUGCUGCCAUAUGUUCUCAGUCUCAACAAGAUGUGGAAAGUGAUGAGGGCUCACUUCUCGGAGUGUCUGCUGACGAUGAAGCUGGGGGGCUUCUGUGAUCCAAAGUCCACAAAAUGGAAGAAACAUUCUUUGUCUGAUGCAAUGCUGCUGGAUCUACAAGAGAGAUGUCCCAAAAUGCUGUCCUUGACCUUGGUGAAGUGUAACACAGACAAUCUAAACUGCAAAAACCUCCCACGUUCAUUGAAACAUCUAACAAUGAACCAGUGUGCAUGGACACCACGCUGGUUAAAGACCUCUAUUGACCUUGACCUCACCAACCUUGACCUCACAAAAUGUUCCCGUGUUGACAAUUUUGAUCUUGCAGACAUCGCAGAGAAGUUCCCCAAUUUGAAACAUCUUGUCCUCAAUCACUGCUACCGUGUAACAGAGUCAGGUUUGGAGAAGAUCGUUACCAUGUUGACUGACCUCACCCAUCUUGAGCUGUCAGACACCGCUUGCUCAGAUCUCACCAUCCAUCACAUGUGCCGUAACCUACCUCAUCUGAAGAAUCUGAACCUGUCACGAUGUGGGCAGAUGAACCAGUCCAGUCUCGGGACAAUAGCUGGGGCACUGAAGGAGUUACAGAGUCUGAAUGUUGCCUAUUGUCGUCAGAUCAGUCUGGAGGGUCUCACACAGCUGACUGCAGCUCCUGCUCUGUGUAACCUUGUUCUGGAAGGCUGCAAACUUACUGAAGCAGACAUAAAAUCACUUAAUGAAAGCCUUGGAGAAAAAGUACACCUUGUCCAACACACUGUUGAUUCUUGUUAAGUGAAGAAGUAGUCUAGAUUGAGGAUGUCGAGUUUCAUGCUGUGUUUAGCAGUAUUACCACAGUGGGCACCAGAAAUGGGUCUUUGUACGCCUGUAGGGAAUCAAAUCCUUUUCUGGGGUCCUCUUGCCAUGGCAGUAUUGCCAAAAGAGUCAUAAACACCGCACUCCUUCUUUUCAAGGGUUACCUUGAAAAUGUGAUGUAGGUAAUCAAAGUUCCUAUAUUUUGCCUUAUCCUGAACAGUUUUGUAGUGUUUGAAACAAACAUACGUUGCAGCAACAUGUAGAUAUAUUCAUCAGGGUUCCCUCCCUCAAAUCGAUCUUCCCAGUAAA
Messenger RNA from Haliotis rubra (blacklip abalone), 1305 nucleotides. Its product is annotated as F-box/LRR-repeat protein 12-like. Gene Ontology annotation, cellular component: SCF ubiquitin ligase complex. The transcript is spliced from 4 exons. NCBI's taxonomy places the organism in Eukaryota, Metazoa, Mollusca, Gastropoda, Lepetellida, Haliotidae. Gene Ontology annotation, molecular function: protein binding. Gene Ontology annotation, biological process: SCF-dependent proteasomal ubiquitin-dependent protein catabolic process. The record is from RefSeq and is a predicted model, not a curated record. The coding region runs from base 28 to 975 and encodes 315 amino acids.